AUGUCCGUCAACGUGCCUCCGGGCGAUGGCACCACAAUAUCCGGCGGCGGGAUCCCCGUCCCGAACGCGGCAAACGCAAACGUCGGCGCCGCUGCCGAUCACAAGGAGGUUCCGCCCCAGCAGAGCAGCGGCGGCGAUUUCGACGAGGAGGCUGCCGAUGAAGAGGAUGCCGAGAGCUUCCCCAAGUUGUCCAGAUGGAGGAGCAUACUUCUGACGGCUGUUAUUUCCACAGCCGGACUACUGACCGUCCUCAACGUGCAAUCAGUAGUCAUCUUGUUGCCCUCCAUGUCCGCCGAGAUCGGGAUCCCCGCCGCCCGCCAGCAGGUCGUCGUCUCCAUCUACAACAUCUCAACGGGCAGCCUGAUGCUGCUCUGGGGCCGGAUCGCCGACAUCUACAGCCGCCGACUUGUCUAUCUCGCCGGCUCCAGCCUCUUCACCGUGUCCAACCUCUGCCUGCCCUUCACCAAAUAUGAGAUUCCCUUUCACAUCGUCCGCUUCCUCCAGGGCAUGGGCGCCGCCGCCAUUAUCCCCUCGGGCAUCGGCAUCAUCGCCUCGACCUUCCCCCGCGGCAAGGCCCGCAACAACGCAUACGUCUGCAUCUCUGCCGUCGCCUCCGUCGGGUCUGUCCUGGGCAACAUCUUUGGAGGUGUCAUCGGCAGCCUGCUGUCCUGGGAGUGGGUGUUUUGGAUCCCUGCGAUCCUCGCCGCCGUCGCCACCGUGCUGGCCUACUUCGUCACGAACACGCCUCACCUCCGCUCGUCAUCCGCCGACGCGGCGGCGGCUCGCAGCGGCAAGGGCGUGGACUGGAUCGGCGGCGUCCUCGUCUCGAGCAGUCUGGUGCUGCUGCUGGCGGCCUUCACCCAGGCCAACGUCAUCGGCUGGUCGACGCCCUGGAUCCCGCCGCUCAUCGUGGGAUCCGUCCUGCUGCUGGCCGCCUUUUGCUUCUGGCAGCACCGCCUUGAGAAGCUGAACGACCGGGCCAAGGAGCCCCUGGUGCGGGUUUCCAUGUUCAGGAACCUGCAGUUCUCGGCGCUCUUCGUCCUGGUGGGAUGCUUCUACGCCUCGUUCAACAGUUUCCUGGUUUUUGUCACGUUCUUUUACCAGGACUACCUUGCACUGGGAGAGAUCGAUACGACUCUGCGCUUUCUCCCUGCCGGUAUCGCCGGGUUCCUGAUAUCCUUCGCCGUGUCCCCGGCCCUCUCUCGCAUCCGCGCCUUUUACAUCCUCGUCUUGGGGCUGGCCUGUAGCGUCAUCUCCCCGUUCAUCAUGGCCGUCCCCAUCCCCCCCAGCACGUCCUACUGGGCGUACGGGUUUCCGGCCAUGUGCUUGUGCCUCAGCAUCGAGGUCGUCUGGCCCGUCGUCAGCCUGCUUAUUGCCGCUAGGCUGUCCACCGCCGACCAGGGGAUGGGGAGCGGGCUCUUGCAGAGCGUCAACAACGUCGGACGCGCCCUGGGCCUUGCGAUCGCUACUGCGGUUCAGACGAAGACGCAGGGCUUCGACGAGGCGGACGUCGAUACGUUUGAGGGCUCUGCCGGGUUUCUUUACGGCGUGCGGGCUGCGCAGUGGACGAAUGUCGGGUUGGCGGCCACGGCGCUGUGUAUCGCGGUGGCUUUCUUCCGGGACCUGGGGCGUGCCUGA
Colletotrichum higginsianum IMI 349063 is the source of this 1638-nucleotide messenger RNA. RefSeq names its product Drug resistance protein. The coding region runs from base 1 to 1638 and encodes 545 amino acids. Gene Ontology annotation, biological process: transmembrane transport. The record is from RefSeq and is a predicted model, not a curated record. Gene Ontology annotation, molecular function: transmembrane transporter activity. Lineage: Eukaryota; Fungi; Ascomycota; Sordariomycetes; Glomerellales; Glomerellaceae. The transcript is spliced from 4 exons. Gene Ontology annotation, cellular component: membrane.